This is a messenger RNA of Mesitornis unicolor (brown roatelo), 3714 nucleotides long. Its product is annotated as pecanex-like protein 1. The record is from RefSeq and is a predicted model, not a curated record. The annotation marks the transcript as partial. Lineage: Eukaryota; Metazoa; Chordata; Aves; Mesitornithiformes; Mesitornithidae. The transcript has 18 exons.
UUUUGAAAGGCCCUUCCUUCUUCCAUGAUGAUAGUAGCUGUCUACUGCCCGGUGAUAGCAGCUCUCUUUAUCGUUUUGAAGAUGGUGAAUUACCGUUUGCACAGGGCACUGGAUGAGGGAGAAAUUGUGGAGAGGAAUGCCAGUGAGCAUAUGGACAGAGGUGCAAAACCAGAACAAAGCAGUGUUUCAGCCAAGAGGAAAGACAGCAAUGGGCCCAGUGACCCUGGUGGAGGGAUUGAGAUGUCAGAGUUCAUACGAGAAGCGACUCCCCCUGUUGGCUGUAGUUCACGCAAUUCUUAUGCUGGGGUAGAUCCAAACAACCAGGUUGGAUCUGGGUUAUCUCGUCUGGGAACAGCGGCAACCAUCAAAGGAGACACCGACACUGCCAAGACCUCUGAUGAUAUCAGCUUAAGUCUUGGCCAGAGUUCUAGCCUAUGUAAAGAAGGGAGUGAAGACCAAGAUUUGGCAACUGAUCGGAAGCUUUUUCGUCUGGUGUCGAACGACUCGUUUGUCUCCAUCCAACCUUCAUUAUCCUCUGGACAGGAUUUGCCAAGAGACAACAGUGACAAAGUGUGCCUCUCGAACAACCAGCUUGUGGACCAGUCUAAAAGCAGUGCGUGUGACGCAGAAGUAGCUUCGCUUGUAACUCUUCAUUCUCACUCCUAUAGGAAGGAUCAUAGACCACGAGGUGUACCAAGGACUUCUAGUUCUGCUGUCGCUUUUCCAGAUGCUUCAUUAAAUGACUUCCCACUCUAUCAGCAAAGGCGAGGACUAGAUCCUGUCAGUGAGUUAGAAGCUUCCAAGCCCCCUUCCGGAUCCAGGGAGUCCUUGGCUGAGAACUCUUGCAUUUCAGGAGUCUUUCAAUUAGAUGACAUUCUGAAAAGUAGCAGCCCUCAACCAUUGGCUAAGAGUGGGAAGUGCAAAUCCUUGAAAGCAGACAAAAGCGUGGACAGUCUGAGAAGCCUGAGUACUAGAAGCAGUGGUUCAACAGAAAGCUACUGCAGUGGGACUGAUCGUGACACUAACAGUACCAUCAGUAGCUAUAAAAGUGAACAUACUAGCUCGACGCAUAUAGAAAGUGUGUUGUCAGAGCACGAGGAGGAGUCUCCUAGAGAAGAGAAAAGGAAUGAUCAGAAAAAGGACUGUGGUGUUGAUUCAGAUGACAGUAGUUCUACUACUGACAAAAGGACUAGUAGCGAAAGGACUGCUGUGGAAGUGAGCACUAACAGUGGUGUUCAGGAGGUAAAGGGUUCUAACGCAUCUGAUGAGAUGCACAGUCAGAAAGGUCUUGGUGCCUCUGCUUCAGAAGAGGCCAACAAGAACCCACAUGCCAAUGAAUUGACUACGCAAGCCGACAGGCCACCUGGGAAGGCUGCUGAACAAAGAGAGGAGCAGAGUGAGAAACUAGCUGUGUUGGUAGAUACAAGAGCCUCUAAAGAAAUGAGUGGAAAACAGAAGGAAGGAGAUGUUCGACCAAAAUCUUCCAGCUUAAUACAUCGAACAGCAUCUACUCACAAGUCCAGCCGCAGAAGGACAGGAAAAAAGCGGGCUAGUAGUUUUGAUUCAAGUCGACACAGGGAAUACGUUUCCUUCCAAGGUGUAUCUGGUACUAAACCUCACAGUGCUGUGUUUUGUCACGAUGAGGACUCCAGUGAUCAAAGUGACUUGAGCAGGACAUCAAGUAUGCAGUCGGCUCACCAGUUCAGCAGCGAUAGCUCUUCCAGCACCACCUCCCAUUCAUGCCAGUCUCCCGAGGGAAAGUACAGUGCUCUAAAGACCAAAUACGUUUCUAAAGAGCGUGGGGGCGCAGACUCUGAAAACGCUCACAAAACCCAUGUAAGCUCUGAGGGAAUUAGCAAAAAACGGUCUACACGUCGGACUUCUAGCACAAACAGUGCCAAGAAUCGUGCCAGAGUAUUAAGCCUGGACAGCGGUACUGUAGCUUGUUUAAAUGACCCAAAUAGUUUAAUGGCACCAGGUAACAUAAAACAGUUAACCACUUCAAAAUCUGAUUUGGAAGCCAAAGAAGGAGAGGUGCUAGAUGAGCUAUCUCUUUUGGGAAGGGCUUCACACUUAGAGUCAGUCACUCGUUCUAGGAAUAGCUUACCAAGCCAGGCUACGUUUCCUGAAGGGGAAGAGCAAGAAUCGGCAAGUGGAGCAGCACAAGCCAGCGAGGAGACUGUCACAUUUCGGCGUGAACGCAGCACAUUUAGGCGUCAGGCAGUACGACGCCGGCACAAUGCAGGGAGUAACCCUACCCCUCCUACAUUGCUCAUCGGAUCACCCCUCAGCCUUCAAGAUGGUCAGCAAGGCCAGCAGCCCUCCUCCCAGGUCAGAGUGCAGUCCCGCCCCCCUUCCCAGGCAGCUGUGCUCGGCGCUAGCGCCUCCUUGCUGGUGAGAAAUGGGAGUGUCCACUUAGAAGCGUCACAUGCCACUGCAUCUGCUGUAGGCGGUAGCAGUUUGCACGAUGAACUUGGUAAGUUCAGUUCUACGCUCUACGAGACAGGGGGCUGCGACAUGUCACUUGUGAACUUUGAGCCAGCUGCAAGAAGAGCAUCCAACAUCUGUGACACGGACUCUCACGUAUCGAGUUCUACCUCAGUUCGCUUUUAUCCACAUGAUCUACUUUCUCUUCCUCAGAUCAGGUUGAACAGGCUGCUAACCAUGGAUACAGAUCUGCUGGAGCAGCAAGAUAUUGACCUGAGCCCUGACCUUCAGGACCACAUGCAGCCUCAAGAGGAAGCAGCUCAAAAAGUCAAGCAGUACUAUCGCUUUUGGAUCCUGCCUAAGCUUUGGAUUAGCAUCAAUUUUGAUAGAUUAACUCUUCUGGCUUUAUUUGACAGGAAUCGUGAGAUCCUUGAAAACGUGUUAGCUGUCAUCCUAGCUAUCCUAGUUGCAUUUCUGGGCUCUGUACUUCUUAUAGAGGGCUUUUUCAAGGAUAUUUGGGUCUUCCAGUUCUGCCUGGUAAUAGCCAGUUGUCAGUACUCGCUGUUGAAGAGUGUUCAGCCAGAUUCUUCUUCCCCUCGACAUGGUCAUAAUCGUAUCAUAGCCUAUAGUAGGCCUGUUUAUUUCUGUUUAUGUUGUGGUCUUAUUUGGCUGUUGGAUUAUGGCAGCAGGAACAUAUCUACAACAAGAUUCAGGUUGUAUGGAAUGGCUUUCACCAACCCAUUGCUGCUGCUGUCGGCCAGGGACUUAGUUAUAGUGUUUACACUAUGUUUCCCUAUAGUAUUCUUCAUUGGUCUCCUGCCUCAGGUGAAUACAUUUGUGAUGUAUCUCUGUGAACAGCUGGAUAUUCACGUCUUCGGUGGCAAUGCUACCACAAGCCUGCUUGCAGCACUUUACAGUUUUAUCUGUAGUAUUGUGGCAGUAGCAUUGUUGUAUGGACUGUGCUAUGGUGCCCUGAAGGAUUCUUGGGAUGGGCAGCAUAUUCCAGUCCUCUUCUCCAUAUUUUGUGGUUUGUUAGUGGCAAUAUCUUAUCAUCUCAGCAGACAAAGUAGUGACCCUUCUGUACUCUUCUCUUUAGUGCAAUCAAAAUUUUUUCCUAAUUCUGAAGACAAAAACCCUGAGGAUCCUCUGUCUGAAGUAAAAGAUCCUUUACCUGAAAAGCUUAGAAAUUCUGUGAGUGAACGACUGCAGUCGGACCUGAUUGUGUGUAUAGUCAUGGGUGUACUCUAUUUUGCAAUUCAUGUCAGCACAGUAUUUACAGUUUUACAG